Messenger RNA from Cataglyphis hispanica, 4171 nucleotides. RefSeq names its product eukaryotic translation initiation factor 5B (gene eIF5B). The record is from RefSeq and is a predicted model, not a curated record. Gene Ontology annotation, molecular function: translation initiation factor activity; GTPase activity; GTP binding. NCBI's taxonomy places the organism in Eukaryota, Metazoa, Arthropoda, Insecta, Hymenoptera, Formicidae.
UUGCACGUUGCACGCACCCAUGCGCACCGUGCACCGUGCAUCGUCAACGUCAACCGUCAACUGUACCGCCCUGUUUUUCAGAGAUCGAGCACGCACACGAGAAAUUCUACACGCGCUUUGAAUGUCGCAUGAUUUGUCCGAAGCGGCACGCAGAAUAUCGAGUUGUUCAGGAAGCUUCAACGAACGCUUCGGUGAAUCCAAUCGCCGAGACAAUCUAUCGGAACGUGGGAUAAAAGAGUCGAUAUAAAGCUGAACGGAGCAGUCGUCCACUGCAGCGAGCCAACAUGCAGGAAUCUCAGCCGAAAAAGGGCAAAAAAGGUAGGAGAAAGCGUAAUGAUAGUGACGAAGACAUUCAACAAGUAUUGGCAGAGUUGGCGCUGGAAUAUUCUGGAGAGAAACCAAAUAAUGACAAUAAAAUUGAAAACAAUUUGGAAUCAAAUGAACAAAAGAUUGAUGAUGAAGAUAAAAAGAAAAAAGGGAAAAAGGAUAAAAAAAAGGAAAAGACUGAAAAAGAAUACAUUAAAGAUGAAGCUGUCGCCCGCCAAGACGAGAUAGCCGCUGCACAUACAACCGAAACAAUGAAUAGAGAAGCGAUAAAUAAGGCAGUGCCUUCCAAUAAUAUGGCACUAUUAGAUGAUACUGAUGUGGAUAUUGAAGUUAGUACUGUAAAAACAGCAGCACAAAAGAAAAAGGAGAAGAAGGAAAGGGAGAAGCAAAAGAAAUUGGCUCAAAAAAAAAUAGAAGUCACUAAGGAAACUAACAAGCAGGCAGAGAAUGGUGAAACAGUCAAUACCUUUGAUGAGAAAAAAAAUGAUAAAAUGGUAUCAGAAAAGAAACAGGACACUGUGGAAGCUGAUGGCGAUAUUGUUGAACUUGAAGAUGAUUCAAAGAAGAAAAAGAAAAAAGUUAAGGAAGGAACUAAAGAAAAAGGCAAAGGUCCUGGAAAGAAAACUAUUGCUGCUAUGCAGGAGGCUUUAAGGAAAUUAAAAGAGGAGGAGAGAUUAAAACGCGAGGAAGAAGAAAGGAUACGGCAAGAGGAAUUACGGGAGCAAGCAAGGCAGGAACAAUUGCGUCUUGAACAAGAGCGUAAAGAAAAGAAGAAAUUGAAAGAAAAACAACGGAAAGAGAGGCUGAAAGCAGAAGGAAAGUUUUUGACAACAAAACAAAAGCAAGACAGAGCUAGAGCACAAGCGAUGAUUGAAGCGCUUAAAGCUCAGGGUAUGGACUUGCCAGAUGUAGGAGAAAAAAAGCCUAGACCAGGAACUCGAAUUAGGCCAAACAAAAUUAAACAACAAGGUAGUAUAGAGAAAAAAGAGGAAGAAAAAAUUGAGACACCAGCGGCUCAAGUACAAGUAGAAAUUGUAGAUGAACCGAUAAAAGAAAUGAAGGAGGAGAAAAAAGAAGAAGAUGAUGUCAAGGAUUCAUGGGAUGCUGACACCACUGAAGAUGAACAGGAAGAUGAAGAUAAAUCGGACAAUAAUCUCAAGAUAAUCGAAACAGCAGAAGAAGCUGUUCAAAAAGUGUCUACUAUUGCUGACAUGGAAAAGAAAGAGUCUUCCGAAAGUGAAAUAGAAAGCGAAAGUGGGAGUGAAUCUGAAUCUGAAGAAGAUAGUGAACAAAAUAGUGAGGUGGAGGAUAGAGUGCCAGAUGCUGCACAUAAAAAGGAACGUGCCAGAGAACGAAUUCAGAAUCGUCGUAUAGAAGCUGAAAAGAAGAAAUCUUUAGAUAAUCUGAGAGCUGCCGUAGUUUGCGUUUUAGGGCAUGUAGAUACUGGCAAAACCAAAAUCCUGGAUAAACUCAGGAGAACGAAUGUGCAAGAUGGAGAAGCUGGUGGUAUAACUCAACAAAUUGGUGCUACUAAUGUACCAAUUGAAGCUAUCCAGGAUUCGACAAAGCAUGUAAAAGGCUUUGCUGACAAGAAAUUUAAAAUUCCUGGUCUCUUGAUCAUAGAUACACCUGGUCACGAAUCAUUUAGUAAUCUCAGGAGCAGAGGAUCUUCUCUUUGCGAUAUAGCAAUUUUAGUUGUAGAUAUUAUGCAUGGAUUGGAACCACAAACUAUAGAAAGCAUCAAUUUAUUGAAAGCAAAGAAAUGUCCUUUUGUUGUUGCCCUUAAUAAAAUUGAUAGGUUAUACGAUUGGCAAACUAUGAGCCGUAAAGAUGUUCAAGAUAUAGUGAAGAAUCAAGCACCUAAUACUCAGCGAGAAUUCGAAAAGCGGUCAAAAGAUGUAAUUGUGCAAUUUGCUGAACAAGGUCUCAAUGCGGCAUUGUAUUAUGAGAAUCCAGAUCCUAGGAAUUAUGUAUCUUUAGUUCCUACCAGUGCUAUAACAGGCGAAGGCAUGGGUAAUCUAUUGGCGUUAAUAAUUGAUGCCUGUCAGGGUCCUCUGGCUAAGAGAUUGAUGUACAGUGAAGAACUUCAGGCUACUGUAUUAGAAGUCAAAGCAUUGCCGGGACUCGGCACUACGAUAGACUGUAUUCUAGUCAAUGGAAUGUUAAAAGAAGGCGAUACAGUCAUUAUCGCUGGUACGGAUGGACCUAUCGUAACGCAAAUUCGCUCGCUUCUUAUGCCGCAACCGUUAAAAGAAUUAAGAGUGAAGAGUGCAUACAUCGAACAUCGCGAAGUCAAAGCAGCUCAAGGAGUGAAAAUUGCCGCAAAGGACUUGGAGAAAGCCAUUGCUGGAUUGAAUUUACAAGUUGCACAAAAACCAGAUGAAGUGGAUGUUUUAAAAGAAGAAAUAGCAAAGGAGUUAUCUAGUGCUCUUGGAAAUAUACGAUUAGCCGAACGAGGAGUUUACGUUCAAGCAUCAACUUUAGGAGCUCUUGAAGCUUUGCUAGACUUUUUGAAGAGCAGUAAAAUACCGUAUUCCGGAAUUCGUAUCGGACCGGUCGUCAAGAAAGAUGUCAUGAAAGCUUCUAUCAUGCUGGAACACGAUAGCCAAUACGCCACGAUUCUCGCAUUUGAUGUGAAAAUCGAGAGAGACGCGCAAGAACUGGCAGACUCGCAGGGCGUGAAGAUCUUCCAGGCGGAUAUUAUUUAUCACUUGUUUGAUAAAUUCACCAACUACAGGGAAGAACUGAAGCAACGUAAACGGGACGAGAAUAAGCACAUCGCCGUAUUCCCGUGCAAGCUAAAGAUUCUGCCGCAGUACAUAUUCAACUCGAGGGAUCCGAUCGUGAUGGGCGUGAUGGUCGAGGCUGGAAUCGUCAAGGAAGGAACGCCACUCUGCGUCCCGAGCAAAGACUUUGUUGAUUUGGGCAUGGUAACUAGCAUAGAGUACAAUCAUAAGUCUGUGGAAUCGGCCAGGAAAGGUCAAGAGGUUUGCAUCAAAAUUGAGCCCGUACCGGGAGAAGCGCCGAAAAUGUUUGGUCGUCACUUUGAAGCGAAAGACUUUCUCGUCAGCAAGAUAAGCCGGCAGAGCAUAGACGCGUGCAAGGAGUACUUUAGAGAUGAUCUGUUGAAAACCGAUUGGCAACUCAUGGUGGAAUUGAAAAAACUCUUCCAGAUACUCUAAGAUAUGAUGAGGAUCAUGGCAGCGACAUUAUCCUAAGACCUCUUGCUUUUCCGGCGCCUGCUCGGCAAAAAGAUCGGAUCGUCAAUGAGUUCUAUGAUAUCGCGAACCGAAUCUCCUGCAUAGUCGUCCCAAACAUCACAAGGAUAUUAUUAUAAAAUACGCAUCUACAAUAUGACGUACGCUGGAACUUAUCCUUCCUUCCAAUUUCGAAUCGACGUUUCUUUCAUCCUUUCAUGCUUUCGCCGAAAGUACCCGGCGUUUAGACUUAUGUUGAAGAGCAUGCUACAAAAAAAAGGAUGCGAGAACGAAUUUCAAACUCGCCUAUGUCUUUGAAAACGCAUGUUUGGCUCGCAAAGUUUCAAGGAUGAUCGAUGAAGGAGAUUCGAUCGUUGGAUUCGGCAAUUGCAUUUGGAAUAUUUACAGACUAUAGCUUAUCGCGAAACAGUACUCUCAUAUUCUUUCGACAACAAGAAUGAAGAAAAGGUAAAAACAGUCGCAUCGGAGACGAAGCUUUUUUGAAAGUGUGCGAUCGCGAAAAGGAGAGAGUCACUCUUGAUGGAAUGUCGUGGGUGGCAACGAUGUUGUAGAUACGUGAAGAAGCGAAGAUACAGGAAGAGGAGAGAAAAAGAAGAGAAGAGGAAACGAAAAAAAAAAAAAACAAA